Molecule: messenger RNA, 855 nt
Organism: Debaryomyces hansenii CBS767
Lineage: Eukaryota; Fungi; Ascomycota; Pichiomycetes; Serinales; Debaryomycetaceae
Gene: CRC1
Product: carnitine:acyl carnitine antiporter
Exons: 2
Coding region: 1-855 (284 amino acids)
Biological process (GO): mitochondrial transport; carnitine transmembrane transport
Cellular component (GO): mitochondrial envelope
Molecular function (GO): O-acyl-L-carnitine transmembrane transporter activity
Source: RefSeq, a predicted model, not a curated record
AUGGAAGAAGUAGAUAGUUUAUUAGUUGAUAACGUUAAAUCGUUUGCCUCUGGUGGAUUUGGGGGUAUUUGUGCUGUUUUAACAGGUCACCCAUUUGACUUGGUGAAAGUUCGUUUACAGACGGGGCUAUACAAUUCUUCGGUUCAAUGUGUGAAACUGACUUUAGUUAAGGAUGGUUUGCCAGGUUUUUAUAGGGGGGUAUUACCACCUUUAUUAGGUGUCACUCCUAUGUUCGCCGUUUCCUUUUGGGGUUACGACGUUGGAAAAAAGAUAGUUACUUCAUUUACAGGUAAAGAAGUGGCCAACUUUUCAAUUGCCAACAUUUCUACUGCUGGGUUCAUUUCUGCCAUUCCAACGACCUUGGUGGCUGCUCCAUUUGAAAGAAUUAAGGUCAUGAUGCAAAUUCAAGACGGGUCCAAGACAACCUCUAUGGGAUCAGUUGUCAAGGAAAUGUAUAGAACAGGUGGUAUCAGAUCCAUUUUCAAGGGUUCUGCUGCAACCUUAGCUAGAGAUGGUCCUGGAUCUGCAUUAUAUUUCGCAACCUAUGAAUAUAUGAAGCGCAGAUUAACCACCCCAGAUACAGAUUUAUCCUUAUUUGCUAUCACAAUGGCCGGUGGUUGUGCCGGGGUUUCCAUGUGGCUUGGUGUUUUCCCAAUUGAUACCAUUAAAUCUACACAACAAUCGUCAAAUACUAAUAUCUCGAUUGUUAAAACUACACAAAACAUUUACAAGAAGGGUGGAAUUAAGGCAUUCUUCCCAGGUGUCGGUCCUGCUUUGGCAAGAUCUUUCCCAGCGAAUGCGGCCACCUUCUUGGGUGUUGAAUUGGCUAGAAACUUCUUCGAUAAACUCGUUUAG